Wasmannia auropunctata (little fire ant) is the source of this 13508-nucleotide messenger RNA. RefSeq names its product vacuolar protein sorting-associated protein 13D (gene Vps13D). Gene Ontology annotation, biological process: protein targeting to vacuole; mitochondrion organization; protein retention in Golgi apparatus. Gene Ontology annotation, cellular component: extrinsic component of membrane. NCBI's taxonomy places the organism in Eukaryota, Metazoa, Arthropoda, Insecta, Hymenoptera, Formicidae. Bases 319 to 12402 code for a protein of 4027 amino acids. The transcript has 25 exons. The record is from RefSeq and is a predicted model, not a curated record.
UAAAUAUUUUUCUAUUGCAGAGCGAUUUCGAUACGUGACGUAAUAUUGUGCUUUUCGAACGCGAGCAGUGGUUGUCACGGUUGUGUUGCUAGUUGCACGGCGGUCAUCAAUUGGGGAAACCGUUAUUUAAAAUGGAUCUCGAAGUCGACGGCGAAACACGAAUUUUUAAUGAGGAACGCAACGACAGUCGAGUCACGAGAGGUUCCGAGAAUUCGCACGGGAUAUAAGAGAGACCAUAACCUAUGAGGCCAACUGCACUUGUGCGCGUUCACGCAGAUAUUUCGGGCUGGACAGUGGCAAGGGUAUCGCUCGAUCAAAAUGUUGGAGGGACUCGUCGCGUGGGUGCUGAACAACUACCUCGGCAAAUACGUGGAGAAUCUCAACACGGAUCAGCUGAGCAUCGCCUUGUUGUCGGGGGAAGUUGAACUAGAGAACUUACCCCUGAAACGCGAGGCUCUGCGUCACAUUGGGCUGCCGAUGGAAAUCAAGGCAGGGUUCAUCGGUAAAGUCAGAUUGCAAGUACCGGUCAGGCAAAUAAGGACCGCGUCGUGGGUGAUAGGUAUAGAGCAGCUCUAUUUAGUGGCGGGACCAAUUAAUUUGGACGAGUAUGACAACGAGGCGGAGGAGCAAGCAAUAUUAGAAUAUAAACUCAGUCGGCUAGAUGCUUUGGAGGCCAGAUGGAGAGCCGAUAUAGAGCACGAUCCUGGUUAUUAUGCUUCGAGUUACAGUUCCUGGCUGAAUUAUGGCACGUCUCUAGUAACAAAUAUCAUCGAAAAUUUACAGUUGAAUAUUAAAGAUGUUCAUAUUAGAUAUGAAGAUGGUAUUACACUACCAGAAGAUAAUGGCAUUGCAUUUGGCAUUACAAUUGGAGCGUUAACUACUCAAAGUUGCGAUGCCAGCUGGAUACCUAGUUCCACAUCUUGGAAUCUUACGGAUGCGUCGUUUAAAUUAAUGGAACUCGAUAGUCUUUCAGUUUAUUGGAAUCAUGUGAAAAAAAAAGAACUGUUCGGUGGUCUUAAUCUAGGCGAUCUAGCUAUUGCCAUGAGUAAAAACAAGAUUCAUCGGCACAUCUUAUCGCCUGUGAAUGCAAGAGCGCACAUUAAGAGGGAUCGAACUGAACGUCCAUUGAGGUCUAUUAAUAAACCGCGUAUUGUAGUAGAUUUGCUCUUGGAUGAAGUACCAUUAUUUAUAACAGAUCUUCAAUAUGAAGAGAUGGUCAUGUGUAUCAAAGAGCUUGACCGUAUAGAUCGUCGUAAACAACAGUGGCGUUGUAGGCCAGUAAUCCCCGUUAAAGAAGCUCGUAAAGAAUGGUGGAAGUAUGCCGCUAGGUGCCAUCUCGGUAGAGAUACGCUCAAACCGAGACCAUCCUGGAAACAUGUACAUCUCAGAGCCAAGGAGAACGUUUCUUACGUUCAAGCGUACACCAAAUUGUUAGGCUCACCUACAUCGAUCUUACCUCCGGAAGUUAAAGCGUUGAAAGAAAAGGUCGAGAACGAGCGGAAUUUCGACGAGCUUCGGGUGUUGAGGGAACUGGCUAUGGAGAACGUGAAACCUGCAAAGUCGCAACAAGAACCUAAUAUGAAUGUGCCACAGGGACGCGGCAUGCUCGAGCAAUGGUUUCCACAGUGGUGGGGCUGGUACUCGAAGACACCUCACAGCAAUAACGGAGCGCAAAACGGGAGUAGCUCGACCACUUUCGACGGGGAACUGCUGGACGUUUUGGCGGACACCGUGAACGAUGACACUCUGCUGCGUCGCGACGCAGUGUUCGGACAGUUUAAUUUCGCGCUGGUGCAAGGCGCGGUGUCGUUGUGCACCGCGAAAGACGGGAGCAACGGCAGAAAGACUGUGAUAGAGUUGAAGUUCGAAAGAGUGAACCUGAGUUACGAGUCGCGACCCAGAUCCGGCUCGCACAAGUUCUCGAUCAGUUUGGGCGCGUUGUACCUGCACGAUUUUCUCACGGAGAACUCCACGUUUCCUAUUCUGGUGCAGCCCCAAGUCGCGUCCAACGGCGUGUCCUCGCGCGUUCGCAACUCCUCGGAGAAACUGACGAAGACGCCGCAUCAUUUGUUCGAGCUGAUUUACGAGAAGAGACCGCAGCAUAUUAAUGUGGAUCAUUUGUUGCACAUGUACUCGCAGUCUUUAGACGUUGUAUACAAUCCGACUGUGAUAUAUUGGUUGAUAGAUUUUGUAUGCAAACCGCAUCGAUCGGUGUCGUCGAAUCAGCGGUUCCAGGCGAUGAAGCGUCGCACGAGGAGGCAGUUGAUCAAAAACUGGGAACAGAUCUUGGACGGCGACUUCGUAUACCGUUCGUCCUGGGACCUGCAGUUUAAGAUCUCUGCGCCACAGAUCUUACUGGUGGAGAGCUUCGUCGACUCCAAUGCGGCCGUGGUGAUGGUCGAUUUCGGCAAGUUACAUUUAUCGAAUAAUGGAAAUCUGAAUCAGAUAAUACUGAAAACAGAACCGAUCAACAGUGACGACGACGACGACGACGAGAGAUUCGAGACACCUUGCUCCACUCCACCCGGAAGUCAGGAGAACGGUUCCCUACAUGAUUUUCAGGGCCUGUCUGAGACGGAGUUACACAAGAAAUUGUACGAUCAGUACGCCAUUGAUUUAGUAGACCUGCAGAUUUUAGUGGGUAAGACAAAGGAUAACUGGAAGCACGUUCGCACGAGAGGCAUGUCGAGCUUGCAUUUUCUCGAACGUUUCAACAUAUCGUUGCAAGUCGAACGACGUGUCUUCACUACUUCGGAUCCUAAUUUCCCAUCGGUCACGGUAUCCGGUAAUCUACCGAGACUGGUUGUGCACGUAAACGAGCAAAAAGUCGGUGCAAUACGCCUAAUUUAUAACUUACUGUCGAGCUUCUCCAAUUCAGCCGGUAUCCCGCAGACGGAAGCAGUUAACAUAGAGCCGAAAAGUCCUAGGAAGGAGGAAAAUCUGGAUCGUUCUUUAAGCCAUGCGGUGAUGGUGCAGUUUAUCAUCGAUCAGAUGGCCUUUGAAUUGCAGUCUAGGGGUCGCAGCGUGGCGGAGCUGCAAGUGUCCGGCGUUCGGGCAGCCCUCAGCAAACGAAUGGCAGAUUUGAGCGUCUCCCUCUCCGUCCACGGUCUGCUCUUGGUCGACGCUCUUCAGGAAUUCGGGCCCGAUUUCGAACUGCUGGUGGCCAGCCACAAGCACGUCGGCAUGGACAGCGUUUCCGGCAGGUUAAGGGAUUCGGAGCCGACGUCGCCUAUCUCGCCAGAAUCGCCCGAGUCGCCAGACUCCACGAGACCGCCGCGAUUGACUUCGCCCGUCGCCUUGACCAAUGCCCUGUCCACUUUAGCGAGCAAAACCAAGACGCUGCAUUCACCCAAGAAUAAUUCGGCGGUUGGCCUAGAAAAAUUGGAUUCAGAAGCGCUGAUCGUCGUGGAGUUGACGCUGGUAGACGACCCUACGGAAAAUCUGAGAAUGGCAAAUAUACAAUUUAAUAAUCUGGAUAUCAUCGCCAAUCAGGAAACGAUAGUGGAGCUGCUAGGUUUCUUUCAGAGACUCUUGCCACUGCAGAAAUCGCGACCGGCGUAUGUCGCGAGCCGAGACGAUUCUUUGUCCAGUCAAAGUACAGAAGUGAAGUCGAUGUCAACGAGAACCGAGAUCACCUUUGACUUUCAUCGCUUGAACGUGCUACUUCUGCGCGCGGUCGUGCAAGACAAUCACUUGGUGGGGCAGAAAAUCGCCACGGCGACCAUGUCGGAUGCGCGUAUACAGGCGACAUUGGCCGCGAACACGUCAAUCUCGGGCUCCCUCGGCGGAGUACAGGUUCUCGAUCAAACGCUAACCGGGAAGACUCAUCAACGGAUAAUCAGCGUGGGUAGGGAUCCUCUGGCGGAUCCGCCGCAACAUCCGCUCGAGCACUUCAGUAAUCUGUCUGACCAGCCAGAGGCGUUCAGAUUCGUGGCCAAUCGCAGCACCAGGCAAGCCAGCGACGAGGACUGCGUGGAAAUCGAUCUCGAUCUCACGAUACGCGUGGCCAGCGUGUGGUACACUCAUGCGCCGCAUCUGAUAUCGGAAUUGCGGUCGUGUGCCGACGAGUUCAAGCAAUACCUGAGCAACUUUGCGCGGCAAAUCAGCGCCGCAGCCACCGAUAUGGCGAUCGGUCUGGUGAACGCGGACGAUUGGACUAUCCCUCCGCGUAAACGGUUGCCGAGCGUCUCGGUUGAUCUAGAUAACGCGAACGCGCUUUCGCUGCGAUUAGACGUGCUGCUGGAAAGCCCGGUACUCGUGAUACCGCGUUCCUCGCAUAGCAGGCAAGUAUUCGUUGCUCAUCUGGGUACAAUGUCGCUGCGACACGAACCCCACUUGGGAUCCAUGGCGAAGCACAAGGUCACGCUGGAGGUGCGCGACAUGAAUCUGUAUUCCCUCGAGGUGUCCGCCAACAUUGGGCAGUCGCAAAGUAAUCUGCCGAGAGCCGAGGAGAUGUACUCGUGCAAGGAGUUCGGCAAACCGAUACUGCACGACACAACGCUGAAGAUUCUGGUGGAGAAGCAAAACACCUUGACGCAGAGUACGAGCUUCCUGCUCGAUGCCGGCGAAUUUACGAACAACAGUCCAAUCGUGCAGGUGCACGGCGCCGUGAUAACGCCGUUGAAGGUGUCGCUGUCGCGCGGCCAAUACGAACAGUUACUCGACACCACUCACCGAUUGUUCUCCAUGCCUGCCGUGACUGCCACGGCCGCGGUAUCGGAAUACGACGAUCUCGACGGGAUGUCCGACUACUCGGACAAGCUCGAUCUCUGCGUGAAAGUCUCGUUCGAGCUGCCGAUCCUCAGCGUGGAACUGAAGCAGGCGCACUCCGAGCAGCCGCUGGUGGAGCUGUCGAUGCGCGACUUCAUCGUCAAGUAUGACAAAUUACAUCGAAACGAGUCCAGCGUGCAGGUCGCACUGCGCUCUCUGCUGAUGGAAGAUCUUCUCUGCCCGGUCGGCUCGCGGCAUCGUUGCAUGAUGCAAUCGUCGGCGCCCGCGCGCGCGAAACUGCCUACGGGCGCUUCGAAAUCGUGUCCGGAUCUCGCGUUCGCGCGACAAUACAAAAACGCCUUCGGACGUGGCAGUCUGCCAGACCGGUUGGAGACCUACACUCUGUACGACGCGAUACCGGCGCACUGGCGCAGGAAGCCGGCGAUCUCGUCGGCCGACACGCCGACCACGCCACCGCCGUCGCCAGGCGGUAUCACCAGUGAAGAGAACUUGGUGCUAAUGAGCAUCACCAUGACGCGUCCCGAGGAGAACGGCCGCAUCGCACCGGAAGAUCGGUACCAUCGCAAAAUGGUAACCGUGGACUUCAAUUGCCUGGACUUAGUGAUAAGCGUGGAGUCGUGGAUGGUGGUGUUUGACUUCUUUGGAAUUGCAGGCCUGUCCGGGGCGGCGGAUGACGAAGUCGCCGCGCAUCGAGCCACGCCGGACAGCGACAGCACCGGCGUGAGCAAGGUAGACGACAAUUUACCGGUGAGGUCGGAAACGGAGAUAGAAGUGAGAUCGUUGACGCUGGUGCUGACGCAGCUGGAGCGCGAGAUAGCUAAGGCGAAUGUGUCCAACGCCAGUAUGCAUAUCCUUAAGACGGUGGACGGCAAGACCAAGGUAUCAGGAUCGUUGGGCUCGAUGUCGUUGCUGGAUCUGACGCCGCACGGCCGAUUCUACCGCGAGAGAUUCCUGUCGUCCGGCAGGAAGGCGCUCAACUUCCAGUACUCGAGCUACGCCGAUUGCGAGGAUCGACCACACGACGCGCGGCUCAAGCUAGAAAUGUCCGCCGUGCAUUACGUUCACACGCAGAGAUUCGUGGCGGAGUUGCAGGCUUUCUUCGGCCAUUUCUCGCAACUGUGGAGUAUCAUGCGGAAUCUGCGGGCCGGCGUCGGUGCUGUCAUCGAUAUGAACAAGCGUGGCACGCGACUGUCGUUGCAGCUGCACGCCGGCGCGCCGGUUAUAUUGCUACCAGUGAGUUCCAGGUCCGACGAAAUGAUUCUGCUGGAUCUCGGAGAGCUCACCGCGCACAACAGAUUCGACACCUCGUUAAUUGUUCCGGACUGUUUGCUGGACGUGAUGCUGCUCGAGCUGGUCAACAUGGACGUGUACGCGGCGCGACGGCUGAAAUGCGACUCGAGCUUGAACGAGGACGCGGACGCCUUGAUGGUGGGUGGUUUUCUCAUCAAGAAGAUGGGCUCCUCGUUGCUCACGGAAAAGUGUCAUCUGAAGCUGCGCGUCGAGCGGAAUCUCGACACUUACAUCAGCCGCGACAUCCCCGAUCUCAGCAUACAUGGUAUACUGUCGACGAUGGACUGUGCCCUGGAUCCAGAGCAGUACAUGCUGAUCCGCGGUCUCCUCUCGUACAACAUCGGCGAGAAUCUGGACGAUCUGCGCCUCCUCGUGCAAGAUUUAAAUCACACGGUGGAAUACGCGAUCCCGAGCGCGGACAAUCGCGCGAAGACGUGGACCCGAUCCUGCAUAACUCUCGAGCUGGUAAACGUGACAGUGAAACUGCAUCCGAGUCACAACAUUGCAGCGCUCGCGUGCAUCAACUUCAUCAAGUCCCGACUGACGCUGGACUCGCUGAGCGACGGUUCACAGGACAUCGAUCUGGUGUCGCAGGAGAUCCUCAUUACGGACACGCGUUUUCAGAACGAGCCGGUUGAUCGACAGUGCAACGUGUUCACGCGAAUCCUGCAGCCGCUGAGAGACACGACCGAGGCCGCGUCGCAGGAUCGCGUCCAGGCGGAGGUACAUCAUCGAAAGCGUAAAGCUUACUCGGCUACUACUAUUCUGCUGCACAGUAUGCGACUGACCGCCAUCCUGGACUGGUGGCAGGCCGUGCGAGACUUCCUGCUGUUGAACUCCCCGGAACCGGACCCUAUACCCGGCGCCGUGCACGUGUCAGUCGUCAAUCAGGAGGCCGAGAUCGUCGACACCGCCGCGGUCGCCGUGCCAUUUGAACUGAAAAUCAACAUCACGGACUCCGAGCUGGUCAUCGUCGAGGACACCGCGAUACUCGACACCAACGCCGUGAUUCUCAGGACCACCGCCGUCUUGUCGUACCGCUCGACGCCGCAGGAAGGCGAGAAGCCGCUCUCCUGCAAUCUCUCGCAUUGCGAGUUAUUCUCGUGUAUCCUGGGCCUGGAAAACGAGACCGCCCUAUCGAUCAUCGAUCCGGUCGGAGCGAGCCUGGAUCUGACUCAAGACAGAUGCUUGGAGAUUCAGCUGCAGCCGUUGUGCGUGAGACUGAGCUACCACGACGUGACCAUGUUCUCCAGGAUGCUGAGCUCUCUGCCUAAACAGACUUUAUGGGCGAAGCAAAGAUCGAGCGAGGUGAUGAUGGACAGCGGCCAGAUGGACAACCAGGUGUUGAAGCUAAUCACUUUAGGUUUCGCAGAGGCCGACUGCAGAAUUGCGUUGGACCAAUGUGAUGGCCAGCUGGACGAUGCCGCUUUAUGGCUGACACAGAACGCGGUGCCGAUAAGCGCCGGGGCGAUCGCAGCGAGCGACGAUUCGGUUUUUCAAGCUAUAGAAUUACAGGUGUCCUGCAUGCGGGUCUGUAUCAUCGACGAUUGUCGCGACGCAGACGUACCGCUCUUGGAGAUCACUCUGGCGGACUUUAACAUGCGGAAGAUGAAUCUUCAGCCCGGCUUACUGUCAGCCACUAUCGGCGUGGACUAUUACAAUCGAGUGCUGAGCGGCUGGGAACCAUUUAUCGAGCCUUGGCGAGCGACUAUCGAAUGGGAACAGAUAUUCACCAGUUCGUUUGAUCCGAAGAGACUGCACGUGUCUAUCAACUCCUAUGAUUCGGUGAACGUUAAUGUCACGCUGACGCUGGUGGAACUUGUGCAGCUGGUCAAACACAACUGGACGCAGGAUUACUAUCUGUCUAAUGGAAACACGAUCGUCACUAAAUCGGCGACAACGGGACAGGUGUAUCGACGUCGGUCGCCCUUCAUACCUUUCGCCCUGAAGAAUGACACUGGCUGUCGGCUUUGGUUUAAAACAUUCAUCGCCACUGCGGACGAGACGAUAGACGUCAGCAAAUCGACAUCUCAAGCGAAAAACAUCCUCGACAAAGAUAACACGUGGAUAGAGGUGAUUCCAGGAGACACAACGCCGUUCACGUUCGAGGGGAGAGGUAAAAUGAGGCAUCACGCGACGCAUAUUGUUAGGAGACAUCAGAUUGCGGUUCUGGUCGAAGGAUGGAAGCCGGUGGAUCCUGUGACCGUCGAUCGUGUGGGCAUUUAUUUUCGACAUGCGAAUGCUGAUAUUGCCGGAUUUCAGCCGAUCACACCGAGAGCUAGAGUCGUGUUUGCUGUGGAAUUGGAAGGAUCCGCCAGAAAAUUAGUUACUAUUAGAUCAGCUCUUCAGGUGUCCAACAAGCUAGCUCAUCCGAUCGAGAUUAAAAUGGAGAAAUCAUUAAACCAACUUGGAUACUUGUCGCUGACUUCAACCAGCACUGGAAGAAUUCUGCAAGUGCCAGCGCAAUCAGUGAUGUCUGUGCCUUUGACGCACACCGGGGUGCAGAUGUGCUUCAAACCGCUCAUCUCGAACUACCUGUUUCAAUAUUGCAUGGAAUCGGUGGACUGGACGAUAGUUAAGAAACCGUUGGAGGUAACGGAGAGCUAUGUCACUUGCCGGACUAAUCAGAACAAUAUAUUCAGGAUGUGCGUGGCUGUAAGACGAAACAAUUAUCCACCUGACGGUAUACAAGUGUUGCCGGCACACACGAUCGCUGUAAUGGCACCCGUAACGCUGACGAAUCUAUUGCCAUACGAAUUGAUGUAUGAGGCAGGUGUAGAAGGCGGCAGAAUUGCGCCUGGCUGCAACGCGGAUUUACAUUGCGCAAAUUUGAACGAGCAACUGGAAAUUACGAUUCAAUUAGAUGGUUAUCCAGGAUGUGGAGUAAUAAUACUGCCAUCAAACAGCUCUUCUUUCACCGCUCGUCUUAAAUUAUUGGAUUCUGCCAGCAGAAUGCUUUACCUACAGGCGACUGUGGCCAUAGAAAAAGGUGCCGCCGUGCAAAUCAACGUCACCGCACCUUAUUGGAUCAUAAACAAGACUGGCUUACCGUUGGUGUUCAGACAGGAGGGAGUCGCUAUCGAGGCGGCGGGACAAUUCGAGGAGCACGAGAGGGCAAGGAUGGUAGCGCCGUUGCUAUUCUCGUUCAGCGACGAGGAGGCCAGUAGAACUUUAUCGGUGAGGAUCGGAACGGAAGUUCAUCCUCAUGGAAUACCACAGUGGUCUCAGCAUUUUCAUUUGCAGCCCGGUAUUCACGUUCAUCGCUUGAGAAUCAGUUUGCGCGAUGGCAGACCCGAUAUAGUUUAUUUAAUUAGCGUGGCCACUCGUGCGGCAAGAGGAAGAUACAGAGCCACUACAGUGGUUACAUUAUCACCGAGAUAUCAAUUGCACAAUAAGUCAUCUUAUACAUUAGAGUUGGCUCAGAAAUGUUUUACGACGACUAUCUCUCACCCAAAUGCCCAGGCAACGUAUAUAACGACUAUGCCCGACUGUCACAUGCCUUUUCAUUGGCCACGACUCGAUAAAGAUUUAUUGCUCUGCGUCAGGAUCACCGACGUUAAGGAUUGCAUGUGGUCAGGCGGCAUCAGAUUGGAUGACAAUUAUUCAUUGACCAUUAACGUCAGAGAUAUAACAGGGAAGAUGCAUUUUCUACGUGUCGAUGUAGUGCUGCAGGAAACCACCUUCUUCGUUGUAUUCACCGAUGCCGAUACUAUGCCACCGCCUAUAAGAGUAGACAAUUUCUCGGAGGUUCCUUUGCUCGUUAAUCAGAUCGGAGUUCGCGACAAUCUGCAGUGGACCGUGAGACCCCAUUCAUCGGUACCAUACGCUCUGGACGAACCAAUAAAAACUGCCGGUUUAGUGCUGACAGCACCCGGAGGCGUGACAGCCUCUUACGAUUUAAAUAUAUUGGGAGAGGGUAGAGGACUGACUUACGAAAACUUUAUUUAUAUCGCAUUCACUGGCACCUUCAAAACUGAUACCGAUCUUGGUUCAGGCGAAAGCAAUUUAGAUCCGCUGGAUGUAGAAACUCAAAGAUUGGUCUUGGAAGCCGGUUCUGGCGGUUGGGUUGCCCUUCGGAGGAAACAGUACGGCGACAGAGCGCAACUUUGGAGAAUGACCGGCGAUGGACAGUUGCAGCACGAAGGCUCCAGUCCACCAAGGGACAAACAUUCGAAAGCUCCGGACACGAUAUUCGUUUUGGACAUAGCAGGCACCGCACCGCAGCCGUUCACCUAUUGCGCUCUCGCCCUGAGGAAGCCGGACCCCAGGCGACGAUCGACGCAGACCUGGCGGUUCACCGACGACGGACGUUUGUGCUGCGCGCAUAAGAAUAUGUGUGUUCAGUCGAAAGACGGCUUUAUGGGACUAUACGAAGGCGGCAGUGUCGCCCGUUGGCAAAUGUGGAGCGAAGCUGUACUGGGCCCACAGACACACGGUAAUCCACCGCCCAUCGAGCAACGUGUGGGUAGACAAAAGUUGCGACCGGGUUCUGGAUUCUUAUCGAUCAGAGUGACCACUGACGGCCCGACUCGCGUUCUACAAGUUUUGGACAUCAAGGAAAGGAAGAAAACGUUCGCUUUACUCGAGGAACGCGAUUGGUCGCACAUCGCCGUAAGUCAUCGGCCCACCCAGAUCGACGCCGAUAUUAAAAAAUUGGAUUCCAGCGAAUUAAAUCUGGAGCUGAACUUACCGACCGGCCUCGGAUUGUCCAUCGUGUCGCAGAGGCCGGUAGAAGAGCUGUUGUUCGCGCGGCUGGCUGCUAUCUCCUUAGAUCUCGUGCAGACCCCAUUGAACACCACGUUGGAUCUGAGCGUCGCCGACGUGCAAAUUGACAAUCAACUGUUCGAGGCGCAGUGCACCUCGGUCUUGUUUGUGACACGGUCGUCCCGCACGGAGGACGAGUACCGACCCGCUCUUCAUUUGGCGGUGGAGAAGUUACAAUCGAAGAAUCAGAAUGCCGAGAUAUAUAAACAUGUCAUAGUGAGUGUCAAGCCCCUGUGCGUGCACCUGGAAGAAAAAUUUAUCCUGAAACUGGCAGCGUUUCUCGGAAUUGGCAAGUCGGAGCUGGAAGUGCCAGUCGACGAGAACGAUUUCAAGGCGCAAAGAUUUAUUUCCGAGGUGUCCGCCGCACACGCCAAGAGAUAUUACUUUGGCGCUCUGAAACUCGUUCCGAAUCAAGUAAAACUCAGCGUGCUCACUACGACGAAAUUGCCACAUCAUCUGCAGGCUGUAAAGAGGAAAUUAGGAUUGACUUUAAUUAACUUUGAAAAUGCCACUAUCGAGUUGGAGCCGUUUGUUAAAAAACAUCCUUUCGAGAGCAGUCAAUUCCUAGUUCAUUCCAUCGUAAAGCAUUACAAAGAUGAGCUGAAGUGGCAAGCUGCAGUUAUUCUGGGUUCCGUCGAUUUCUUGGGAAACCCUCUUGGAUUCAUGAAUGACGUCACAGAAGGCGUUUCUGGCCUUAUCUACGAAGGCAGCGUGAAAAGUCUAGUGAAGAACGUCACGCACGGUAUUUCGAACUCGGCGGCGAAAGUGACGGAAUCUCUGUCGGACGGUUUGGGAAGAGUGAUUAUGGACGAAAGACACGAAGAGGCGAGGCAGAGAAUCCGGGCUAACACCACGGGAAGUAGCGACCACUUGGUAGCCGGUUUAAAGGGUUUCGGUUUCGGGCUACUUGGUGGUGUCACCAGUAUAUUUAAACAGACGUACGACGGAGCAACCAGCGAGGGUUUUCCAGGCUUCUUCGCGGGUUUUGGAAGAGGCGUAGUAGGCACAAUAACGAAACCCGUCGUUGGUGUCUUGGAUCUGGCAACGGAGACAGCUAGUGCUGUACGAGAGACAAGUAGAAGCGCUCAUCGCGCAAUACCAAAGCGUGACCGGCCGCCGCGUGUCGUCAGCGGUUCUACCGGAUUGCUACCGCCGUACAAUCGUCAGCAGGCUGAGGGCCAAGAGUUCCUGUACAGCAUUAACAAUCGCGACUACUCCGAGCUCUUCGUCGCCUACGAGUGUCUGUGCAGCGGCUCGGAGAACCUUAAAGUGCUGGUGUCCAACGAGAGGGUACGCGUCAUCUCGGGCGGCACGAAAGCGGUGGUGACCCAGGUCAGCUUGGCGGAUCUCCUGCGUUGCCAGCCGAUGCAAAAGGUUCAAAGCAACAACGUCAUUCUGCAUUACAUAGAGUUGAUAUCCAGAUUCGACUCGUCGGCCGCGGUCAAUCUCGACGGGUUGGCCGAAUUGCUGAGACGGCCGAAGGUGCGCUGCGACAACGAAGAGGUGGCGAAGCGGGUAUCGCAGCAAAUAAAUUAUGCCAAGGGGAUGCACGAAGAGCGAAGUUUGACGUUGUCGUCGUCGGAUAACAUGUUGGACGACGUGCAGCACUACAAGUAAUCGAACGCACGACCACAGUUCGAUCUUAUUUCUGACGCGUUUCCAGGAUAUUCUCUCUAGUCAAAUUUUUAACUUUAUCUCGUAGAACGCACGAGAAUCGGUAAUGCCUUAGUUAACGACGCUUAACGUUAAGUUUACAAGAAGACUGAUACGAAUUAUCAUAAAAGUAAUAAUUGCUCGUCAAUAUAUAUAAAUGAGACGCAUAAAAAUCGUUCGAGCAUAAUCAAAUUCUAAUUUCGCGUUUUGCAACUGCGGUACAGAUGGCAUAGAAACUUUUUUGAUACGGAUCGAUAAGGUGUAAAAAAAGCGUAAAGUAGUCAUAUAGGAGAGAUUUUCUAAUCGUGUACAUAUGUAAUACGUGUACAUACAUGUACAAUUCUACGCGCGUGCAGGAUGUUCCGGAAUCACCGUUCUCGAUGAGGCUGUCUCUUUACAGUCAAUCUUCAGCGAAAGUCACAAAUGAGAAAUUUUUUACCUCAGUAAUGGAGCUACGUAUUUUAUUAUGUGCUUCGAGUUUUAACUACUUGUAAUUCAAGAUCGGCGCUUUCAAAAAAGUAGAUUUUUCUUCUAUGUCGGUUCGGCGUCCAGGACGCAAAGAUUUUGGGACGCGUCGUGUCUGUGUACAUAUAUAGGUAUUAAUGGAAUCGUGAAUUACUUAUUUACGAAGGGAUGACCUACUUAAAACGCAAUACUUAGAACCAAAGCAUGCUUUUAGUAUAUACAGUGUGUACAUUCAAGUAAAUACAAAUAUCGUAGCACGUGUUCAUUCUUUUAUAUAUAUAUAUACAUAUCUGUUUUUAGUUGCGCACAUCUUUUAGCCGUUUGCACAUUUCAUUUUGCAAUGUCUCAAAUGUACUUUGUGUACAGAAAACAGUCCUCGCGUAUGUACGAACACACAAUGUGUAUAACAAUUAACGAACGUGUAAAUCUGUACAAAUGCAUAGAUUAAGUCAGCUGUAUAUUUAAGUACUUUUGUAAAGCUGGCGUACGAGAUGUGAAGAUAAUAUAUGUUUGUAAUAUACAUAUACAUAUAUAUAAAAUGUUGAUACUUGUUAAGCAGAUUAAUAAAUGUUACAAGUAUGACAGUGAAGUUGGAGACAAAAGGA